AUGAGGUGUCUGAUUGUCCUUGCUCUUGCCGCCCUGGCUCAGGCCGAACCCCUUUACCGAGUGGACUCUCCCGCUGUAGUCUCCUACGCCGCACCCUUGGUGGCCGCAGACACAACUGAGACAGCUGCUCUCAAGACUCUGGCUAUCGAGAAGGCAAAGACUGGUGCUCCUGCCCCAUACUUUGACUCGUUCAACAGGGCUUACUUCGCCCCAGCCGCUACCGCCUACGCCCCUGCUGCCGUCCCAGCAUACGCCCCAGCCGCUGUUCCUGCUUUCGCACCUGCCUCCGUGGCAGCAUAUGCUCCAGCAGCUGUUCCUACCUAUCAUGCCCUAGCCCCUGCUGCAGUUCCAGCCUACGCCCCGGCCUACGCCCCGGCCUACGCUCCAGCCUAUGCCCCAGCUGUUGCCCCAGCCUAUGCUCCAGCUGUUGCCCCAGCCUUUGCCCCAGCUGUUGCCCCAGCUUUGGCUUUUUAAGAUUAAUUAACAACUCAUUAAGGUUGUGACUGGUAUUCUGAUUAGGACUCAUUCACCGGAAUUAAAG
Molecule: messenger RNA, 541 nt
Organism: Homalodisca vitripennis (glassy-winged sharpshooter)
Lineage: Eukaryota; Metazoa; Arthropoda; Insecta; Hemiptera; Cicadellidae
Product: cyclin-dependent kinase inhibitor 1C-like
Exons: 2
Coding region: 1-474 (157 amino acids)
Source: RefSeq, a predicted model, not a curated record